This is a messenger RNA of Actinia tenebrosa (Australian red waratah sea anemone), 2406 nucleotides long. RefSeq lists its product as uncharacterized. The record is from RefSeq and is a predicted model, not a curated record. NCBI's taxonomy places the organism in Eukaryota, Metazoa, Cnidaria, Anthozoa, Actiniaria, Actiniidae.
ACACCCUAUUUUUCUUUCCAGAUUUGGAAUCAGCAUUAAAUUUCAAUUCGGAAAAUCGAAGUUUUAAGAAAAGUUUAAAUCAAUUUCCAAAAGUAGGCAGUCACCUUCAGACUGUGUUCAUUGCUACGCCCUGAUCGAGACAACAGUCGCCACAAGGAAAUCGGGUAUUACACUACUGUCAAUCAAAGUAUGUUAAGGAACUCUAUAGAUCUUAUUAGAACGUCUCAUCAGUUAUUCAUUAUCCAACUGAGCUCACUUUUUCCAAGGGAGAAGGCUUCAAAACGAAUUCUUUUCUUUGAACUAGUUUUCAAAACCGGUUUUUUACUGUACAAAAUAACCUACAAUACGAAUAUCGUUGGGUAUUUGUACUCGCCCCAGGCUUUCUACGCCUUGAUCGUGGAUCCACACUACUUUGACAAUGUGAUGACGCACUGAAUUUAUCGUCAAUAAGAGGACAUAUACAUGAAGAAACCUGAUGUCACUUUGUAAAUUGUUUUCAAAAUUACAAUAACGACAAUUUUUAAUGUAAAUCCUGAAGAUGACCACGAAUAUCGAAAUCUGCAGUAAGUCGUAAUUAAACUCUUGGUUUGCUGAAACAAAUCAUUCAUACAACUGUUUCUUUGUAGGUAUGCCUGUCGAUAUCGAAAAGAUUGAGAUCAAAGGCCACCCUACGGAUCCCAGUAAAUGGGUAGAAAGCUUUUCCUUGAAAUACUUGAACGAUUCUGGAUCUCUAGUACAUUAUCACCACCAAUGUAAUUUUCACUCCACCCAAAAUGGUUCUUCUCAUUAUUUAUUCAUCAAUCAAACCAAAGGAGUACGAGUCUUCUCCAAUAGUCUUGCGAAUAGAACAUGCAUGCAACUUGCCAUCUACGGAAAGCGUACAGAUUCACYACCAAUUAAAGUUGUCGUUGUGCCAGAAGCGGACCCUACCAGUAAAUACCAAAAAUUGGAUAGUAUUUCGAAUAAAGAGUUUUAUAAAGGGUAUAUGCUUUGGGCUAUUUUCGUUGCUUUGCUUAUAUUUUUGGUCAUCUUCACGCUCAUCUUCUUAUUUUGUUGGUGUUGCCGGCGAGAUUAUCCGUUGAAGUCUGCAAUGGAAAARUMCARAGAAGCAAACYCUGACUACGUUYCCGCAUGKAGACGYAUCGAUGCUAUAGCAGAGAAAGGAUAUUGUGCAACUCAAGAGGCUCAAGAAGUGAAGAUUGCAUUCACCGAUGAGUAUAUYCCACCAGGAUUGCAGAAGGAAAAACAAGACGCAACUGAUGAAAAAUUCUACAAGCAUAAAAUAUUUUCGUUCAGUGGUUGUCAACCUGCAAACGUUUACAUGGCCCAUCAGGAUCACCCCGAAGCCGCACAGGAAAAUGGAGCCACUAGCAAAUAAUUCAAACAAUCCAAAACCCUACAUCUCCUUAGAAGAUGUAAACAUGUGUGUCUAUAUAUACGAAUUUGUACUUAAUGCCGUCUAUUUCGACCUUAACCCAAUCACAUUUAGUAGAUAGAGAUAGAAAUUAAUAACAAUUAAGAGAAUUAAUUAAUUAAUAGAAACAAUUUAUAUAAUAACAACUGAAUGAUUUGUAAUUAGACGAAGAAAGUCUACAGAAACUUGCUUGUCAAGGGUCAUAUUUUAAAACAAAAUYAGCCAAAACACACCUUUGGCAUUAACUUUCAAGAUUUGAUGACUCACAUCAUGAAAUAAAGAAUUAAGAUUUUUAUGGUCAUGUUGCAAAGAAAACUUUGCAAGUUAAUUUCGAAGAUUUUCAAUACCAUCUUUUUCAAAACCAUUUAUAAUCACGUUACAUACUUUAAUACGCGUUAAUAAACUAAAACUCACCAUUAAUUUCAAAAAAGGAAUCAAAGAAUCAAAGAAAAUGAAUGAAAGUAUGGCUAUCAUUGCCAUGCCUGUACGAAUACCCCUUCUUCAAAUUUGAAACCAAAGGAUGUGUGAAAUGAGACAAAUUGCUCUUCACAAAUCCGAAAUCCUGGAUCUAGUGCAUUUUCUGUGCAAAACAAUUUCCUAAGCUCGUCCGUUUUCAAUUUGUUACCUUUCGACUGCACAUGCAUAAGGUUGGACAACCAAUUUCAGUUACAGUGCACCUAAAAAUAUUUCAAGAAUGUUUUAAAAUCAGCCAAUCAGAAGUGUUAUUGUUAUUUUUCCGUUAUCUUGUGGUUGGAAAGUUCUAGGUGCCCACGGUUUUUCGAUUUGCACUGUAAGUGAUAAGAAUUGUAAUUAAUAAGCUUUUGUGUAAAAAGUACAUCAUUUGAAUAUUCCUGUCUGUACUCGACCAGAGAUAGUUUUUCUUUCCCCCAUUGAUAAAUAUAAAAUUAAUGUAUUGAACAUACUGCAGGUAUAGGCAUUUUUCCAUAGUGUAAUAUUGUAGUACAUGGCAAUAAUAAAAUGUUGUACCAUCA